Messenger RNA from Neomonachus schauinslandi (Hawaiian monk seal), 2888 nucleotides. RefSeq names its product FLVCR heme transporter 1 (gene FLVCR1). Bases 46 to 1716 code for a protein of 556 amino acids. Gene Ontology annotation, molecular function: heme transmembrane transporter activity; heme binding. The record is from RefSeq and is a predicted model, not a curated record. Gene Ontology annotation, cellular component: membrane; mitochondrion. The transcript is spliced from 10 exons. Gene Ontology annotation, biological process: mitochondrial transport; heme export; erythrocyte differentiation. Lineage: Eukaryota; Metazoa; Chordata; Mammalia; Carnivora; Phocidae.
GGGGGGCGCAGGGAGGAGGGCCGGGGCGCGGGGGAGCGCGGGGACAUGGCAAAGCUGGACGAUGAGGAGGGGGCAGCGGUGGCACCCGGGCACCCGCCCGCGAAUGGAUACCUCCUGGUCCCGGGGGGCGAGCCCCCCGGAAAGCUGAGCUCCGAGCCGCAGAACGGACCCAAAGCCGGCUGCCUGACCCCGAAUGGAGUGUCUCGGGACCGCCUCGUGGCCGCCGCUGAAUCCCUCGGCAGGCCGCAGACUCCGCUGGCUCCAGAGGAGGAGACCCAGACCCGGCUGCUGCCUGCGGGCCCCGGGGAGGAAACCCCCGGGGCCGAGGGCUCCCGGGUGCCCCAGACGGCGCUCUCUGCGCGGCGCUUUGUGGUGCUCCUGAUCUUCAGCCUGUACUCGCUGGUGAACGCCUUUCAGUGGAUCCAAUACAGCAUCAUCAGCAAUGUCUUUGAGGGCUUCUAUGGCGUCUCCUCCCUGCACAUCGACUGGCUGUCCAUGGUGUACAUGCUGGCCUACGUGCCCCUCGUUUUCCCCGCCACGUGGCUGCUGGACACCAGAGGCCUGCGGCUCACGGCCCUACUGGGCUCCGGCCUCAACUGCCUGGGCGCCUGGAUCAAGUGCGCCAGUGUCCAGCGGCAUCUCUUCUGGGUCACCAUGCUGGGCCAGUGCCUGUGCUCCGUGGCCCAGGUGUUCAUCCUCGGCUUGCCCUCCCGCAUCGCCUCGGUGUGGUUUGGGCCCAAGGAGGUAUCCACAGCUUGUGCCACUGCCGUGCUAGGCAAUCAGCUUGGAACUGCAGUUGGCUUUUUGCUACCACCGGUUUUAGUGCCCAACACACAGAAUAACACAGAUCUUCUGGCUUGUAAUAUCAGUACCAUGUUUUAUGGAACAUCAGCCAUCGCCACAUUUUUAUGUCUUUUAACAGUAAUUGCAUUCAAAGAAAAACCUCAGUAUCCACCGAGUCAGGCUCAAGCAGUUCUUCAAAAAAGUUCCCCUGCUGAAUACUCCUAUAAGAAAUCAAUAAGGAACCUAUUUAGAAACAUUCCUUUUGUCCUUCUCUUGAUCACUUAUGGUAUCAUAACUGGAGCAUUUUACUCAGUCUCAACAUUAUUAAAUCAAAUGAUACUGACAUAUUAUAAGGGAGAAGAAAUCAAUGCUGGAAGGAUUGGGCUAACAUUGGUAGUAGCUGGAAUGGUAGGCUCUAUUCUUUGUGGCUUGUGGCUAGAUCAUACCAAAACAUACAAACAGACUACUCUGAUAGUUUACAUUUUGUCUUUUUUGGGAAUGGUUGUAUUUACUGUCACGUUGGACCUUGGACACAUUGCCGUCGUGUUCGUUACUGGAGGGGUACUCGGUUUCUUCAUGACCGGUUACCUCCCAUUGGGUUUUGAAUUUGCUGUUGAAAUCACUUACCCAGAAUCUGAAGGUACUUCCUCUGGUCUUCUUAAUGCCUCAGCACAGAUAUUUGGAAUUUUGUUCACAUUGGCUCAAGGAAAGCUCACGUCAGCCUAUGGUCCUAGGGCAGGGAAUGUUUUCCUCUGUAUUUGGAUGUUUCUAGGCAUCAUUUUAACAGCAUUAAUCAAAUCUGAUCUCAAAAGACACAAUAUAAACAUAGGAAUUGUGAACGGUGAUAUUAAAGCUGUACCAGUUGAAGAUAGUCCCACAGAUCAAGAAUCCAAAACUAUGAUGAUGUCCAAGCAGUCAGAAUCGGCAAUUUGAGGUGAAAGAAGAAGUUAACAUCAUGUGAUAGUUGAGCAGUAAGGCUUGGUUUAUACAUGACAGGAGAUGGAUACUUAAUUGAAAAUUAUUAUGUGACCUCUGACUAUAGUUACUGUCUUGCUUCAUUGUUAACGUAAGCAAGAUUUUGCUUAAGAGACUUCGGCUCACAUCCUAUCAACACUACCAUUUAUCUACUGAGCAUCCCAUUGUUAAUCCCCUACUGCUGAUCAGAAAGUAAGCUUCUUGACGUGUAUUUUCCAGAAGUGUUUUCUUUUCUAUGGAAAAUAGACGGUCAGAGGCUUUCUAAAAUAAUAAUGUGGAGGUCUAAUCCCCUUAAGUUACAGAGGAGUAUAUACCAUUUAGAACCAAGCGUGCAAUAUAUCCCUAAUUGGCUCCCUUUCCAUUAUUCUGACCAACUGUCCAGUCGGCCUCAGUGGGAGUACCAACAUGGCACUUCUAAGCCCUCAAAGGACAGCACUGGGAUGAGACUUCCACGGAACCUCUAAGAUUUUUCUGGCUUCUUCUAUUCUUGUUAAACAGUGCUUUGUAACAUGUACUCUCGAUGACCAUCAAAACUAUUCUGUGUACACGUUGAACCCACGACUUUGGUCUUAGACUCGUGUUCUAAUUAAGCUAAGGAGCCCAGACACAGGCUCAUUACCUUGAGUUCUCUGCACUGCCUUCCUACCAUGGCCUAAAUGCUAAAACUGUUUUUUUUCACUCCAACUUGGAAUAGAAUGAUUUUGUACCCACUGCCUUGUUUACUCUCUUUUUUUCAAUGCAAGCAUGCCUUGGCGAUAUUGCGGGGUCAGCUCCAGACCAUUCAGAAUAAAGCAAGUAUCACCAUAAAGUGAUUCGAAUGAAUUCUUUGGUUUCCCAGUCCACAUAAAAGUCAUGUUUACACUAUUCUGUAGUCUGUUAAGUGUGCAGUAGACUGAAAGAACAAUGUACACACCUUAAAGGAAAAAAGACCUCUUGCUAAAAAGUGCUAACCAUCAUCUGAGCUCUCAGCAAGUCAUAACUGCUGAUCACAGAUUACCUACUAAAUAGAAUAAUAAUGACAAAGUUUGAAAUACUGCAAGAAUUACCAAAAUGUGACACAGAGACACAAGCAAGCAGAUACUUUUGGAAAAAUGUCACCAAUGGACUUGCUUGAUGCAGGGUUGCCACAA